Molecule: messenger RNA, 447 nt
Organism: Didymodactylos carnosus
Lineage: Eukaryota; Metazoa; Rotifera; Eurotatoria; Philodinida; Philodinidae
Source: the annotation of a GenBank genome assembly
AUGUCAUCGUAUAUCGGAUAUAAUCCAACAGAUGAAACAAUUAUAGAAUUUUACAAACCGAAUUUACCUGAUUGUACAUUUGGCGCAGUUACAUCAUGUCGUGAUAUACCCACUAUACAUUCGACUUUAUCAAAUAUCUGUCUUGACCAAAUUCUGAAGAAAAAUAAAUUAUUGUCGUGCAUGUAUCAAAAUGUACCAGAUGCACCACAUUUUAUCCUUCAACUACAUGGUUCUUAUUGGGUAGUUUCAUUAAACACGUCUGUUGAAUGUUUCAAAAUCCCAAUUAUACCAUCGGACAAUGCAUAUAAAAAUGUUGUUAUGAAAAAUGAACGAAUAUUAUUGUCAUCGGCGUCACUUCUAAAAGUACGCAACAAUACAAUGAUCGGUUGCGAUGGUUUCAAUAUUAUGGGUAAGCAGAAAGUAAUCACCUAUAGUUUAAUUAUCUAG